AUGACCACGGAAAUCCAGAACCUCAAGGCAUUUGAUCCGUUCGCGGAGGCAGAUGAGGAUACUGGCGACACCAAGGGUCAGACCCAGAACUACAUUCACAUUCGCAUUCAGCAGCGCAAUGGUCGCAAGACUUUGACCACGGUUCAGGGCCUUCCGAAGAAGUUUGACCAGAAGAAGAUCCUCAAGGUCAUCAAGAAGAAGUUCGCUUGCAAUGGCACCAUCGUGAACGACAGUGAGAUGGGCGAGGUCAUCCAGCUCCAGGGUGACCAGCGCAAGGAUGUCCAGGAGUUCCUCAUCGACAAGAAGGAGGGACUUGAGCUAGAUGCCAAGACCAUCAAGGUCCACGGUUUCUAA
Lasiodiplodia theobromae is the source of this 354-nucleotide messenger RNA. Its product is annotated as Eukaryotic translation initiation factor eIF-1. The record is from RefSeq and is a predicted model, not a curated record. Gene Ontology annotation, molecular function: RNA binding; ribosomal small subunit binding; translation initiation factor activity. NCBI's taxonomy places the organism in Eukaryota, Fungi, Ascomycota, Dothideomycetes, Botryosphaeriales, Botryosphaeriaceae. Gene Ontology annotation, biological process: translational initiation. Gene Ontology annotation, cellular component: eukaryotic 43S preinitiation complex. Bases 1 to 354 code for a protein of 117 amino acids. The transcript has 3 exons.